UUGGGUGGACGACAUUAGAGAAAGGACUUAAUUCCCGUCGGGGUGUUAUACACCGUCGACAUUUAGUUAUAACGCAGAAGACCUAAAACCCCUCACCACCACAUCCCUGUCGCAAAACCAUGGCCGGCAACGACGGCGAGCUGACCACCGACGACUCUAUGGACUGGUCGGCCAUGAGUGCGCGCAUCAACUCCUUCCGGCACUUCCCGCGCGCCAAGGAGGUGUCGGCCGAGCGGCUGGCCCGCGCCGGCUUCUACUUCACGGGCCGGGCCGACCAGGUGCGCUGCUUCAGCUGCCAGCAGACGGUGGAGAACUGGAGCAGCGCCGACACGCCCGUCAGCCGUCACAUGCAAGCCUCCCCCUCCUGCACUUUCCUCAACUGUGUCCACCGCACCGGAAACGCGGGCCUCUCCCCUCCGCUGACCAACGGCUCGGCCUACGACGAAGAGGCCGAGGCCAUGGACUUCAGUCUGCGCACGGGAGAGGUGGUGGACGAGUCCACGUAUCCCAUGAUGCCCCACAUGCGCGAGGAGGACGCCCGGUUCCGGAGCUUCGGCAGCUCGUGGGCCGUAUCGGUGCCCGUGAGGCCCAAGCAACUGGCCCAGGCCGGGCUGUAUUACCUGGGGGAGGCAGACCGUGUGCAGUGCUUCUGCUGCGGGGGCAUGCUGGCCGGAUGGGAGCCGGGAGACGAGCCCUGGAGCGAACACUCCCGCCAUUUCCCAAACUGCUUCUUCAUCCUGGGUCACGACGUGGGGAACGUGCCGUCCACCGCAGCCGUGUCCCUAGAGAGCGACGGUGGCCCGCGCGUGCCCAUGGAGUCGUUUGAGGAGCGGCUGGAGAGCUUCGCGGGAAGGCCACAUCCCGUGGACACAGAGAGGCUGGCCAGGGCGGGCUUCUACAGCAAAGGCACUUCAGACCACGUGAUGUGCUUCCGGUGUGGCGGUGGCCUGAAGAGCUGGCAGCCUGGUGAGGAUCCCUGGGAGCAGCAUGCUAAGUACUACCCUGGGUGCAGUUUCCUUUUGUCAGAGAAAGGUCAUGAGUUUGUGAACAGCAUACAACUUCAAAACCCCAGCAGGAGCAAUUCAGCUUCACAUCCUCACCAGAAUGGAUUUUCAAAACAUGAGAAAGUGACCAACACUAUGCAGUCCGAGAUCGCCCAGAGGGCGGUGGAGAUGGGCUUUGACCCGGUCAAGGUGGAGAGGGCCAUUCUGGAGAAGAUGAGGCGGACGGGAGAGGGCUACUCCAAGGUCGAGACGCUCAUUCAGGACGUUCUCAGCAACUCUGCUGAUGACGAAUCUGCAGAACAAGGCAGCAAUGAGGAUGAGAAUCCUUUGGAGAAGUUAGAGAAGCUCCAGAGGGAGAAACAGUGUAAAGUCUGCAUGGACAGUGAUGCAUGCAUGGUGUUUGUGCCGUGUGGACACUUGGCCACCUGCAAGAGGUGCUCGGAUGCCCUUGACAAAUGCCCUAUCUGUUGUGCGGUUAUCAUGCAGAAAAUCAAAACUUACAUCUCUUAAAGCGAAAACUAGUCAAAUGUUGACCACGUGCUGCUUAGCAAAUAGGCUACCAUUCCCCAGAUUGUCUGUAUAUAAUAAUAUUUUAUUUAAGUACUUUUGUACAUGUUGACAAUUAAUUUAGGUCUUUUUCUAUCUCAGGAUAAUGAUGUAUAUAAUGUAAAGUAUACUUGCUUGAUUGCACAGUUCAGUGGAUGUUUUGAUGAAACACAAAAUAGCUUUGAAAUCAUCCAUUUUAGACAUACUUCACAUUUGGUUUAAUUAUGCUUUGGGUAGACCCUGUCUAGAUCAUCUGUGUAAAGUGUGCCUUAAUCAUACCUUCUUGUUCUUAAACUCAAUACUCAAUGUGUUAUGUUUAUUUUAAAUUCUUUUUCAAGGUAUAUUAAUUUGUUAUUUUCAGUGUGUGCUUAGAGACAGCUCAUUUCUAAACCCAUAUGUAUGGGUUACCUCUUCAUAACCAAGUUUUCAGUUUGUUUUACUACAAGUAUGGCUUUGGACACUUUAAUCAUGUUCAAUAAAUCGUUUUAAAUGUA
Engraulis encrasicolus (European anchovy) is the source of this 2044-nucleotide messenger RNA. It is a transcript of the gene xiap, whose product is annotated as X-linked inhibitor of apoptosis. Gene Ontology annotation, biological process: regulation of cell cycle; positive regulation of protein ubiquitination; negative regulation of apoptotic process. The record is from RefSeq and is a predicted model, not a curated record. Gene Ontology annotation, cellular component: cytoplasm; nucleus. Bases 120 to 1514 code for a protein of 464 amino acids. Gene Ontology annotation, molecular function: cysteine-type endopeptidase inhibitor activity involved in apoptotic process; ubiquitin protein ligase activity. NCBI's taxonomy places the organism in Eukaryota, Metazoa, Chordata, Actinopteri, Clupeiformes, Engraulidae. The transcript has 7 exons.